AUGAAAGUUAGCUUAGACGCUGCAAAUGGUAAAUACAUUUCUGUUAACUGGAACUCAUCCGGUGGUGGUGCUUUUGGUGUUAUUCCAGUCAAUGAAGUUGGUAAAGCACCUGAUAAAGUUCCUUUAUUCAGAGGUCAUACUGCAGCAGUCUUGGAUACUGAUUUCAAUCCGUUCAAUGAUAACAUUAUUAUUUCCGGUUCUGAUGAUGCUAAACUUGGUGUGUGGAAAAUUCCUGAUGAUUAUUCAUUUCAUAAUUACACUGAUGAAAAAGAUGAAGUCAAAGAUAUCUCACCAGUGGCAUUAUACAGUGGUCACAAAAGAAAAAUUGGUCAUGUUCAAUUUCAUCCUGUAGCUGAAAAUGUUGCUGCCUCCUCAUCUGGUGAUUAUUCAGUUAAAUUAUGGGAUAUUGAAAGUGGUAAAGAUAAUGUUACAUUACAACAUAAAGAUUUGGUUACUUCAUUUUCUUUUAAUUACAAUGGUAACUUAUUAGCUACUACCUCUCGUGAUCGUAAAUUACGUGUUUGGGAUAUUAGAUCAAACAAAAUAAUCAGUGAAGGUCCAGGUCAUACAGGUGCUAAAAACUCAAGAGCUGUCUGGUUAGGUAACUCAGAUCGUAUUGGUACUACUGGUUUCUCAAAAUUAUCUGAUCGUCAAUUGGGUGUCUGGGAUGCCACAAAUAUCGAAGCUGGUCCAAUAGGUGGUUUCUAUACUCUUGAUUCCUCAGCUGGUAUUAUGAUUCCAUUCUAUGAUGAUUCAAACAAAAUCUUAUAUGUUGGUGGUAAAGGUGAUGGUAAUAUCCGUUAUUAUGAAUUCCAAGAUGAUGAAUUAUUCCCUCUAUCUGAAUAUCAAUCAAUUGAACCACAAAGAGGUCUUGCAUUUGCUCCAAAAAGAACUGUUAAUGUUGCCGAUAACGAAGUUGUUAGAAUCUAUAAAACAGUUAAUGAUCAAAUCAUUGAACCAGUUUCUUUCAUUGUUCCAAGAAAAUCUGAUACUUUCCAAGAUGAUAUUUAUCCAGAUGCUCCAUCGUCAAAACCAGCUUUAUCUGCUGUCGAAUGGUUCGAUGGUAAAUCAGUCGAUGGUCCAGUGUUAUUUUCUGUUGAGUCAUUAUACAAUGGUACUGAACCUUCUUUUAAAGCUGCUGAAGCUGCUGCUCCUUCAAAGAAAGAAGAGCCAAAGAAAGAGGAACCAAAAAAGGAAGAACCAAAGAAAGAGGAACCAAAGAAGGAAGAACCAAAAGAAAUCAAGAAAUCACCAGAACCUAAAGCUGAACAAUCAUCAAGAUCAUCACCAAAGGGUGAUCUCACCGAUCUCUCAAAAGAUAAAGAUGUUGACGCUCUUCUAAAGAAGGCAGUUGCGUUAGAUGAUGAACCAGAUAAAAAAGAUGACGAUGAUAAUACCGAAUGGGACGAAGAAGAUAAAAAACCAAAAUCUACUUUACCAGAAAAGAAAGUUGAAACUUCAAAACCAGCUCCUAAAGAAGAACAAAAAGUUGAACCAAAGGUUGAAACUAAAAUUGAAGCUAAAUCUGAACCAAAAUCUGAAACUAAAGCUGAACCAAAAGCUGAACCAAAAGUCGAAGCAAAAUCUGCUGAGCCUGCAGCUCCAGUCAAGGAAGAAGCUUCAUCUAAAUUAGAUACUACACCAAAGGAGGCUGAACCAAAGAAAUCUGAAGAAUCAUCAAGUUCUACUGCAAGUAAACCAUUGACUUUAAAACAAUCAAUUGAAAAAAUACAUGGUGUUGCUGAAAACUUGGAGCAAAUAGUUGAAAGAUUAAUUGCUGCAAAUUUGGACAAAGAUGAAAGAAUCAAAUCUUUAGAAGAAAAAGUUCAAGCUUUAGUUGACAAGAGUAAAUGA
Hansenula ciferrii is the source of this 1854-nucleotide messenger RNA. RefSeq names its product coronin (gene CRN1). The record is from RefSeq and is a predicted model, not a curated record. Gene Ontology annotation, molecular function: actin filament binding. The coding region runs from base 1 to 1854 and encodes 617 amino acids. The transcript is spliced from 2 exons. NCBI's taxonomy places the organism in Eukaryota, Fungi, Ascomycota, Saccharomycetes, Phaffomycetales, Wickerhamomycetaceae. Gene Ontology annotation, biological process: actin filament organization.